Messenger RNA from Brienomyrus brachyistius, 1482 nucleotides. Its product is annotated as RING finger protein 24-like. The record is from RefSeq and is a predicted model, not a curated record. The coding region runs from base 315 to 719 and encodes 134 amino acids. The transcript is spliced from 6 exons. Lineage: Eukaryota; Metazoa; Chordata; Actinopteri; Osteoglossiformes; Mormyridae.
CGACACAGCACUGGAAUGCAGUCCAGUUAGUGUCACAAAGGGUGUUUAAUGGAUCAAGUUUGCCACAGUCCUCCCCACUCCCCCCACCCCAUCCCUCUAGCGUUACCAGAUUGAGGGGUUGACCAGAGUUUCACUGAAACUAAGUCUGUGUCGGAGCAGUGAAAGGUCAAUGUACAUUUGAGAGAAGUUACAGUGAGAGAGGGUAUGUUAAACUAGUCAGUGCAUAUGUGAGGCGUCCAUUAAAGCUGAACCAUACGUGGGAGGGGCUCCGUUACGGGUAUCUGUGCCACAAGACUAACCCUGGGGGCUUUGAGAUGACCUGGGGAGAGAUUUACCAAAUGCCCCUCAACGUGUACAUCGCUGGGCUGGGCGUCGGCCUGUUCCUGUUCAUGCUGACCGUCAUCUGCUGCUGCUAUCUGUUCAGGUUGAGACGAUAUAGAACAAGGGAACACUAUGAAUACAAUGAGGUAGUUUUGAAACGAGUUGGACAGAAGACUUUCCAAAGUCUCCUUGGACAGGUGUGUGCCAUUUGCCUGGAGGAGUUUCGCAUGCGUGACGAGCUCGCUCUCUGCCCAUGCUCUCACACCUUCCACACAAAGUGUCUGCUGAAGUGGCUGGAGAUACGUAGCGUUUGCCCGAUGUGCAACAAGCCUGUGUACAAGGUGCCACUCACCGGCCCACAGGACAUCAUCAACUUCCAGGUUCCCCAGGACCUGUGAGAGGGCAGUGUUGGUGGCUUACUGGGACCAACAUGGCGAGCGUCUAACCUCCGUCCUAGAAGCCCAAUCUCAGCCUCCUCCUUCUGGAUCUCAUGGAUCCUGGUCUCCAAGUUGGCAAAAAGAGAUCGGAACUGAGCUGAUCUGCAUUCCGCUCUGCUUUCCUGAGGGAGCCUCAUUGGGAUGAACCAUAAGUGGUUCAGAGACCUCCCAGUGAAGGAAGCAGAGUCCCAGCCUUCAUCAUUUGUAGAUAAAUGCUGAUGUUCUCUGUAGAGUUAACACUCAUGUAAACAGGGUUUAAAUUCCCCAAAAAGCUUUUCUUGCUUAUGAACUGAAAACCACUUAAAGGGUCUUUCCGAGGCUGGUGACCUCGAACGCCGGUCCCAGAGGUAUGAGGUGACAAUGCUCACCGCUGCACCACCACAAAAGUAAAACUAUGUAUGCUUUCCUCAGGAUGUGAAUGCAACAAUCUAACAAUUUUUUUAAUUGCACCAAAGUAAAUAUAUAUUUUUUGUGAAGAGUCUGAUGAGUAAACUUUCAAUUUUUCUUCACAUUCACUUCAGUAUUAUCAACUGUUCCCACUUGACACCUUUUAAGAAUUCAUUAUGUAAUAAUGCCGCACUACAUUAUAACUCUACAGAAUGUAACUUAGAUUACAGAAUGUAAAUUAGAUGAUGACAAUAAUGGCGAUAGGGUAAUGUUACAAUGUAAAACUGAAGUCGAUAGGUGUGUAACAUUAUCGAGUUAUUACAUGACGUGGUGUAAA